Molecule: messenger RNA, 1279 nt
Organism: Gallus gallus (chicken)
Lineage: Eukaryota; Metazoa; Chordata; Aves; Galliformes; Phasianidae
Gene: KCNMB1
Product: potassium calcium-activated channel subfamily M regulatory beta subunit 1
Biological process (GO): detection of calcium ion; potassium ion transport
Cellular component (GO): voltage-gated potassium channel complex; membrane
Molecular function (GO): calcium-activated potassium channel activity; potassium channel regulator activity
Source: RefSeq, marked provisional
UCCAUCUCCUCCAGCUCUAAGCUCCACUGCUUUACGUUGGGCAGAAAGGUGUUACACCGAGUCGGUCACAUAACAGGAGUUGUUCUUCCACCAACAAGGGCAGCAUUUCAUCAGAAACAGACCAGAGAGAUUCCAGACUUCCUAACACCUGAACCAUGUUGGCAAAAAAGCUGGUGACUGCACAGAAGCGAGGAGAGACGAGGGCCCUCUGUCUGGGACUGGGAAUGGUCGCAUGCUCCAUGAUGAUGUACUUCUUCAUUGGGAUUACAAUUGUGCCAUUCUACACCAAAAGUGUUUGGACAACAGAAACCAUAUGCAAGGUCCUCAAAGUCAACAUCAAGGACAAAGCCCUGUGCUCAAACAGCGAAGGCUCAGAGGAUGAAGAUAUCUUUCACUACCCUUGCCUACACGUGUGGGUUAAUCUGACGGCCUCAGGACAAGAGGUCAUGUUGUAUUACACUGAAGAUACCCUGGAAAGAAAUCCAAAGUGCUCGUAUGUCCCCGGCAACUCCGAGAACGCCAAAGAAGUGAAAGCAAAAAUAGAAGAAAUUGCAAACAAUUUCAAGAAGUAUCAGACCUUCCCGUGCUACUAUGACCCAGGAGGAAUGCAGACCAAUGUCAUUUUAAGCAGACUUUACCCCCCCAGAGGCCUCCUCUUCACUUUCCUUUGGCCCACGCUCAUGUUUACUGGUGGAUGUCUGAUUAUCGUCCUGGUAAAGAUCAGUCAGUAUGUUUCUGUUCUUUCUGCUCGGCAGUAGGAAGUAAAUAUCUGGCAAAGACUGUUGCUACGUAUUAAAGUGCCUUUGUUCUGUCCUGGCAUUUUGCGACUUUUCAGUACACCAGGAGUCAGUGUAAGGGCAGGCUUCCUAGGCAAACUGAACAAUGCUCACUGCAGAUGCAUGCUUAGCAGAAAGAUACAUUGAAGGUACGUUUGUUUCUAGCAUCAAGACUCCUGGUAAUGUUCUGAGGCACGUCUAGGUAGAUGCAUUUUCUGUUCUCUGAAAAUAGCCCUAAACCAAUUUCCAUCUUGCUACCAGACACAGGAAGAACAUAAGUUGCAUCCUGCAUGCUACAUUUGACUGGAACCUGGGCCACAACUAACACAAAUUUGUGCAUCAUUCACAGCGGACUGGUUUAUGAACCACUCAGGACCUGUCAUUCACAAGAAAAUGUCAGGGCACAGACAGAAAUCUAAAUUCAUGGAACUGCGGUUGUAAAAAUUUAAUGUGAUACAACUCUCUGUUGUUAUAAAACAAAAGGCUGAUAAGUUAAACAUUUA